GAGGAGGGCGGGGCUCCAGCAUCAUCACCACCGGCCAUCACCGCUUCAUUGUAGGCUGCUGCUCAUCCACACACCACCGCCGUGGAAGGCCGUUUCAGAUCAUCACAUUAGUGAAAAAUGAAGAUGGCAUGGACGUUGCUUCAUAUGUAUUAGGAUUUCACACUGAGAAUUCCCUCUGAGCCCUAAAGUUUAACAGGAGAAUGAGGAGGAGGAGGAACUGGAAAUCUCAGGAACAACUUGGAAGGUUUCUCUAGAGUCUCAAUGAAAGCUACAGGAGCGGUUCUCUAGACUGUUACUGAUGGCUAAGAAAGGUCGUACGAAGGGCGAGAAGCCCGAAGCCCUGAUUUCUGCCUUACAAGCAGCCAAUGAAGAUCUCAGGUCCAAACUAACUGACAUCCAGAUAGAGCUGCACCAAGAGAAAUGCAAGGUAAGCAAGCUGGAACGAGACAAGGUGCAAGAGGUAAAGCGGGUGCGAGAGCAGGAGCAGCACCGCCACACUGCCAUGUUGACGGAGCAGCGGGCCAAAUGGCACGAGGAGAAGCAGAAAGAGCUUCAGGCUCUCAGGGAAAACCUGACGCGGCAGCAUGAGCAGGAGCUGGCACGGCAUGCCAAGAUCAAGGACCAAGAGAACCAACGGCUCAAAACCGCCCUGAACGCCAUUCGGGAUGGCAGUGGAGAAAAAGUGCGCACAGCGCUGACCCUGGAAGCCAGAGAGGAGGCACGGCGUUUCUUCGACCAGGAGAGAGUGAAGCUCCUGCAGGAGAUAGUCGAGCUGAAGAACGCCAAGAAGCAGACCGACGAGGCUCUGAGCAACAUGAUCCAGGCAGACAAGAUGAAGGCUGGAGACCUGCGAGUCGAGCACCAGCAGCAUCAGGAACAAAUCUCUAAAAUCAAGUGGGACUGUGAGAGGGACAUCCGCAGGCUGGUGGAUGAAAUCAAAUCUAAAGACCGCACCAUUUUCUCCCUGGAGAAGGAGCUGGAGUCCACUGCUGGCUGCCUGCAGAAGCUGCAGCUGCAGAAAGACGCCCUGGAUGAACAACUAUUCCUCGUCAAAGAGGCAGAGUGCGGCCUGGGAAGUCCAAAAAGGGAAAUCCCAGGAAGAGCUGGCGAUGGCGCAGAGCACUGUGGAAGCCCUGACCUGCGAAGAAAUCAGCGGCGAAUUGCUGAACUUAAUUCAACCAUACGCAAGUUGGAGGAUCGCAACUCGCUGCUGGGGGACGAGAGAAAUGAACUACUAAAGCGAGUUAGAGAGUCUGAAAAGCAGUGCAAACCCCUACUGGACAAGAACAAGCUGCUGAAUAAGAGGAACGACGACUUGACUCAGAACAUUCAGAAGCUGGAGGAGAAGCUGAAGAGCCUGACAAAGGAGAACCUUGAAAUGAAGGACAGGAUAGGCUCCCAUCCUCCUCUGAAGAAGCUGAAGUCCCUUAAUGACCUGGACCAAGCUCAUGAUGACCAGGAAAUAGCCUUCCUCAAACUUCAAGUGCUGGAGCAACAAAGCAUGAUUGAUGAACUAACGAGAGAUCGUGAAAAACUGCUGCGAAAGAAGAGGCAUAAAAGAAGCUCAAGACCAGUGAAGAGACACAUCGUAGUAGACACCUUCUUUGGCUAUGAUGAAGAGUCAAUGGACUCUGAGUCUUCCUCAGUGGCGUCGUUUCGGAUGGACAGAACCCCAGCUACUCCUGAUGAAGACAUGGCCGAUGGGCUCGCAAACGAAGAAUCUGAGUUACGGUUUCGCCAGCUGACCAGGGAAUACCAGGCCCUUCAACGAGCCUACGCCCUGCUGCAGGAGCAGAAGGGAGGCAUUCUGGAUGCAGAGAUGGAGGCCAAGGCUCACAAGCAACUGCAGUCGGACGUACUGCGGUACAAAGCCAAGAUAGAAGACCUGGAGAAGGAAUUAACCUUGAAGGGACAGGACUCCAAAUGGGUCGAGGAGAAGCAACUCUUCUUACGAAGAAAUCAGGAGUUGCUGGAAAAGGUGGAGAAGUUGGAGUCGGAAUGCAGUCGACUGCAGCAGGAGCUUCAGGACUCCAGAGACCAAAACGAGCUCCUGGAGUUCAGGAUCCUGGAACUGGAGGAGCGGGAAAGGAGGUCUCCACCUUUUAACCAUUUGAGAAUGCACCCAUUCUCCGAGGGAGUCAGUGCUCUGCAGAUCUACUGCAUGAAGGAAGGAGUCAAGGACGUGUGCAUACCAGAUCUCAUUAAACUGCUAGACAUUCUUGGAGACAACGGGAACUUGAGGAAUGAGGAGCAAGUGGCAAUAAUUCAGGCUAGCACUGUUUUGUCACUGGCAGAAAAGUGGAUCCAGCAGAUAGAAGGGACAGAAGCAGCACUGCAUCAAAAGAUGAUGGACUUGGAGGUAGAAAUGGACAUGUUCUGCAAACAGAAAGGUUAUCUGGAAGAAGAGCUGGACUACAGGAAGCAGGCCCUGGACCAGGCCUACAUGCAAAUCCAGGAGUUGGAAGCGACGCUUUACAACGCCCUGCAGCAGGACAAGGUGAUAAAGUACGGCGAACCCCUGAAUGAGCUUCAGAAGGAUGAGCUGAGGAUGGCGGUGGAAAAGCUGAGGAGGCAGAUGCUGAGGAAGAGUCGAGAGUACGACUGCCAGAUCCUCCAGGAGAGGAUGGAGCUGCUGCACCAGGCCCACCAGAGAAUUCGGGAUCUUGAAGACAAGACAGAAAUCCAGAGAAGGCAGAUUAAAGAUCUGGAAGAGAAGGUGGCGUGUCGCCUCAGGGAUCUCCUGUGGGACUGCAGUGUUGUUUAUGUGUUGGACAAGCUGAAAACAUUGUGCCGUCGUAACAUCAGUGAUUCCAGAUGUUGUUGGUGGAUUAAGCCAGUGCACACUUCGCACAUUUCUUUUAUGUUUUGUUUUUUUCCACGUGAAGUUGAGAUCUUCAGGAUUCUGUCCAGGACUGUUUAUUUUUUUAGCAAAGUUUGGACAUUAAGCAUCUCCCCAAAUGUCUGAAGAAACAGUCAAAGGCUUGCAAUGAAAUCUAUACACACAAAUACUGACAUAAUACACAGUUUACACACACAUGCAUGCAUAUGUAAUGCAGACACGCACACACACACACACACACACACACAUGCUUUGUCAGUUGAAAACCAAAGCCUGGAAGGUGUUCUCUCUGCCAUGCAGGGUCAUAACGUGUCCACAGCCACAACGGAACAUAAACAGAAAGAAUACAAACCACAGAACCACAGCCUUCCCUCUUUUUUCCUCUCUUUCAUCUGCUGCCCAAAGCUGUAAGAACGUUCUUUUGGGAUGCAAGUCAUUGAUGAGUAAAAGUGAGCCAACUCAGGGCCCAUAAGUGCAGAAGCAGUGGGAGCGGUUCUGACCUCAGGCCAGAUUACAAUAAGGAACAUUUGGGACUCGCUGCCUCACCUUCUGGCCUGCCGUCGCUGCUCUCAGGAUGGUGCUGACACAGACUGCUCGCACUCUCCAGAAGGUUAUUCCUGCAGAUGGACGAGGCUGUCCUGCAGACAGUGGCGUGUACAGACUCUGUAGAGGAAUCACGAACACUCAGGUUCAUCACUGGAAAAAAGGUCAGGAAAGGUAAAAACCAGAAGGAGAUGACGGCCUCUGACGCAGCUCCUCUCAGCAUGGAUUUCCAGGAGGAAAGCUGCACAUUGUGGAACUGCUUCUUAGCAUUUUUUUAAAAGCCAGAAGACUGAAAAGAUGCAACUCUCUGGAUUUCUUUUUUUACUGUUCCAACCACUUAAACAACAGUUCCGAAGAUCCCCCAAAAACCUGUAAUGUAAUAUAUAUAUAUGCUGUUGAUAUGUACAUGGGUCUCAAUUAUUUUACGUAGUCUCCCUUAUUAUUUUUUGUGAUAAGCUUUACUUUUUUUUACUCUCUAAAGCAGCUUGAACAGUUAAUGUACUUGGCAGUUUAUAAAUGACUUACAAAGAGUAUAAACUGCUCUGGUUUAUUGUGGUGAUGGCUGCAAAGAAGAUGAAUUUUAUGCCCUGUAGAGUUAUAACUGAAAAGCUGAAUGAAUGUGGAUAAAAAACAAAUUUAUCUUUUUUCCUUCCCCUUUUCUACACUGUACUGCUCACAUUUUACUGGAUGAAUCAGGCUCUGGGUCAGUUUUCCCCUUCGUCAUGUCGUACCAUCAUUUCCAUUUUGUACCCACAAGCACACCUAUGCGUCGUAUACGACUGUAUUCCCUCUCAUAAUUAAUUGGGGUGUAAUAAUACAACCAGCUCAGGAGACAAUAUGAGAUUUUAAAAUUCGUAAAAACACUUAGAAAACCCUUUUAUGGAAUUAUGCUAUUUUUCACCAUUUUCAGAUUGUUUAAGAAUCUGAACAUUGCAGUCCAGGUUUGACUUCAUAUAUUGUGGUUUUUGUGCGAGUCUAAUCCUAAUUCUGUCACAAACAGGAUUGGGAAUUGUCCCUUUUUGUCUUUUCUCAAAUGAAAUCUGAGACUGUGGGUUAUGUUAAAGUAUAAUUCAGCUUCCGUCAGUCUAAGCUAGUGGUGUCCAAAUCCUCCUUUGACAUCAGACAUUGAUGCUGGGCGCUGUGUGUUUAGGCAGCCUGCUCAGAGGUUGCAGACCCAAAGGGGCCUGGCUUGAAACUCAGCAUUCAUCUGAGCAAUGUGCUGAAUGAAUGAGGGACUUCCAAAGGGGGAAACCCUGAAAGGCCUGAAUUUAUUUUAGAUACUCCUGAAACUUUUUCAAAUUCUUUCAGUGCAUGAAAUACACUGGAUGUUUCCAGUAUUCACAGAUUCACCUAUUUGUGGAUUUUUCUGUGCAGCAUAACUCCAAAUUAUUUGUGGAAAAUCCAUUAAUUCCUCAAUUUCUUUUAAAGAGUUUUUCUACAUUUUUUGGAAAGACAAUUCCUCAGAUUAAUGUGACUUGAUACACUAUCAAAGCAGCCAAUCCAGGUGCACCAUUUAUUUUUCCUGGUGCUGAUUGGCUGUAACUCCAAAAGCGGCGAUGAGGGAGAGUAGAUAUUAGCUUCUGCAGCAGUGCUGAGACGGUUUAUGUGUUGAAGCAUAUCAAAGUAUAUUGAACUACUAAAAUAGGCAGUUAAAAGUGUUUUUGCAAAGUCUGUAUUAAUUGAAUCCAAAAUUAAAUUAAUUUGAAUUUUGAUUUAAUGAAUUGAGUCAAAGUACGAAAUGGCGAAGGGAUGAAAUGACCAGCAUUGUUUGUUUUUAUUUACCGAAAAUCUGUUGCAUCUAUAAGCCAGUAGGGGCGCUAGUUUACCCAACCCACGUUUUAAAUUUGUAAAUAUUUUAAUACCACUUUACAAUAUCAUGCAUCAAAUUUACUUCAAAUUCAAACCUAUUUAUUAUUUAUUCACUAUCUUAAAAUUCUUUAUCUAAUUUAAAUGGCUUUUUUAAUGAAAAAAAGUCUAGCACUUCCCAGCCUAAGAAUACUGCAGGUUUUCUUGCUUUGUUCUUGUUAUACUAACCAAAAGUUCUUUGAUACUAACAGCUUUCUUGAACUAAACCCAAACAGCCAUGCAGAGUUCUGCUUCUGCAGGGUGAAACAGGAGAAAGUGAGCGCAAUGUUACACCGACUUCCCUCCCCUGAAGCCAACUCUGCCCAGAGGCUGAAAUAUUCACUAGCUAGCAGGUUCCUGUUCUCCGUGUUCCUGAGCGGGACGAAAGGAAUCUGCCUUCAUUCGACCUUGGGCUCCAUUCACAGGCCACGCUUCAAACUGGGAUCCCAUUACAAUGCAGAGCAGCAACACAGCCACUCCACUCACUUCACUCAAACUUGUUGUGCUAACUCUGCUGGCAGUCGCCCUGGAUGCAUUCUCCCUUUUCUUCUCAUAAAUGUUAUUUAUUUUUCAUUACUACGUCACAUUUCAUAUACUUGACAUUUUUUAUGUUUUUGUCUCUUGAGUGUCUUCCAAUAAUAAUGAAAACCCUUUAUAUUUUAUUUGAAGUAGCAAAGAAAAAAAUAAGUCAAAUACACUUAUAGACUUAUAAUAUACCUAAAACUUGUUUCAUUGUUUUAUGCUGAAAGUGAGCAUUUUAAAUACUAUUAUGUUUUUAUGCAAUAUUUGUCAUAUAAACAGAUGGAUUCUGUUUGAUCUACAGUUCCUUGUAAAUGCAUUUAUACCCUUUGAGUUUUUGCAUGAGUUCAUGUUACAACCAAAAAAUCUAUUUCAUUUUUAGUGAAUUUUAUGACAGAAAGUAAAGCAUAACUGUGAAUUAGAAGGGAAAUUACACAAAUUUUUAAAUAUGUUUUAAACAUACCAAUAAAGAAACCUUGUGUUUAGAUUCCACCAUCUUGCCCUCUGAAGGAAAUAAUUCUCACUUCCACAUUUUCACUUUGCCCAAAACUCUUCACCACCACCGGUUCUCCAGAUCUUCCCUGACUAAUGGUCUCCUUUCCCAGGUGGGUUUGCAGGUGAUGCUCAUACGUUUCCACCUCUGGAUGCAGGGCUGAACGGUGCUUCAUGUUUAUGUCAUUGUCACAUCCGGUGAUCAUUGUUUUAUGUUUCUCUACCAGAAUAAAAAAAGGGCAUUGAGGUUUGGGGUUCUGAAAAAAUGCAGAAAUGUUCAAAGGGUAUAAAUACUUCUGCAAGGCGUUUUAUAACUGCUGCAUAUUAAGCUGGGCUAAGAUGUGAUGAAAAUUAUCGUCACCUUCCUAAAAUAAUGCCUCAAGUUUUUUCUUUUUUCUUUUUUAUUUUUUUUGCCAAAAAUGAUCUGUUUUGCAAUACAAAGGGGUGAUUCUUCUUCUUCUUCUUCUUCUUUUUUUUUUUUUUUUGGCCCAAAAUGACAUAUUUUACGAAGGUGAUGUUUUCUAAUAUUAUUUUCAAAAGCACACAUUUGUUUUAUUUAUUUCCUUUGCAAGAAUAUAUUUAUUUAAUAAACUAGACUUAGACGUUUUUAAUUCCACAUGUUGUAUAGGUUGGAAAAAAGUUUGAUUUCUUUUUCCAUUUAUGCAUACCAUUUUCUGUGGCUUUAUUCAGAAAUGAUAUUUUUUUCACAUCACACUUUAUUGUCAUUAUUGCCCUUUAACUGCCAUUGUCAUUGUGUCCCACCUUACAGAGUUCUGCUUUGUUCAGCUCAUUAAGGUCCAGAUUCCCUCCAUCUUCUGCUUCACUGAUAUUUAAAAGACAAAUAUAUCAUGUGUCCACUCAUCCUGUUGCCUUUUUACACAAAUAAUGUUUCUGUGAUGCAUUUCUUUCACUGCAGCUCUGUCAUACAAAGGCUCAAUGUUUAACUGUUCUAAGACUUUGGUUCAUUCUAGAAAUACAUAAGUAUUUCUAGAAGGCUCUGGGGGGCCUCCUUUGUCAAACAAGCUUGUUAAACAUUGUGCUUUUCCACAUUGUGGCCUCUGAAAGGCCGAGUGGUUCCAGGAUAACAGUCUGUCUUUCCACUUACUGUCCUUGCCAGCCAAGCAAGACAAGAACAGGAAGUUUGAAACUGGUUUUGUGCCGGAGCUUUCUCCUGCCAAAGGAUGUCUGUCAUUAAAAAAUUACAUCAUUCUGUCUUUGCAUCAUUUCACCACUCAUGCAGAGGGCAAUACAUGGACUGACUAAACAACUGCCUUCUACAACUAGUUCAAAAAGGGAAAUAAAGUUUGAAGUGAAA
This is a messenger RNA of Poecilia latipinna (sailfin molly), 7553 nucleotides long. It is a transcript of the gene jakmip2, whose product is annotated as janus kinase and microtubule interacting protein 2. NCBI's taxonomy places the organism in Eukaryota, Metazoa, Chordata, Actinopteri, Cyprinodontiformes, Poeciliidae. The record is from RefSeq and is a predicted model, not a curated record. The coding region runs from base 299 to 2965 and encodes 888 amino acids. Gene Ontology annotation, molecular function: kinase binding; microtubule binding. The transcript has 23 exons.